UGCUUAAAAACUGCUGUUUAGUCGAACCUCGAAAAUGAAUUAAGUACAUGUAUUUAUAAUUUUGAUAACCGUCUCCAGAAAUUUCAUUUGCACAAUUUAUGCACUUACUCGAAUGGAAUGUACUUGGAACAGUUAUAAGACUGAGAAUCGUAAGUAGUAUUAGUCACAUUCGGUACCAAAUUUUAGUUGAAGUAAAAACGUGUAGACACGAAGUAGCUUAAUUUGCGUCACUAUCAUGAAAUCUAUGUCGGUUGUUUUGGUGUUCUCUAUUUCGUUAGCUUGUGCUCGAGCUGAUCCAGCAAUAACAUCCCUAGAAGCAAUCAAAAAAUGCGGGGGCUGGAAUUUGGGAUUAACACCUUUAAAUGAAGUUUGGAAUUUCAUUGCAUAUGGUGAAGACGUUAAACUCAGCCGCGAACAAAAAUGCGUUUUACACUGCCACAUGCAGGAAGCUGACUUUUUCAAUGAUAACGGUUACCUUCGUAACGGUUCAGCAUAUGUCAAAGCACUUAUCCAUGACAUCCCAUCACUCGGAAAAUACAGUGAUGUAUUGAUGGCUCAAAUAUUCCAAGUCGCCAGAACAGCCAGAAGUAUUGAAGACAAAUGCGAAAGAGCUUUUGUAGUUUAUCAACAAAUCUCCUGGACUAUUACGACGUUACGAAUAGCUAGAGGGAUUGAGAAAGUUACCCAUACCAAAGAUACUUGUAUAAGUGUGAACACAGUAGAGGGUGGACAAAGCGACGAUCAAGAAACUUCUAAGAAACUUGAACAAUACUUCGAAUUUUUUGACGCUUUGAUCAACGACGAAGCGACAUGGGAGAGCAUGAAGGGUAAUGCCACCACCAGACCAUUUUGCAAGGUAGCAGAAUCUAUGAAAAUUUUGGAGCCAAAACGCAGCAGUAUAUCGCACAGAUCCUCGACCAUAAAAUGUUGAGUUGACUGACUUAUAAAUUGAAAGUUGGUUCCGAAAUACAUUCACUAGAAUUUAAAAACUUUAAACCUAUUAAUAAAGCCUGACUUUUAUGAAAUUAGAAAACAAAUUAGUGAAUAUGACACCUUUACCUAUACCUACCUAAUCAUAUCAAACUUUCAAAAAUGACGUUCUGAUUCUCAGAUCAUUUUUUUUUAAAUAAAAAAAUUAUUGAGUUGA
Planococcus citri (citrus mealybug) is the source of this 1147-nucleotide messenger RNA. RefSeq lists its product as uncharacterized. Gene Ontology annotation, molecular function: odorant binding. Bases 236 to 931 code for a protein of 231 amino acids. Lineage: Eukaryota; Metazoa; Arthropoda; Insecta; Hemiptera; Pseudococcidae. The transcript is spliced from 7 exons. The record is from RefSeq and is a predicted model, not a curated record.